This is a messenger RNA of Sus scrofa (pig), 3229 nucleotides long. RefSeq names its product dynein axonemal light intermediate chain 1 (gene DNALI1). Gene Ontology annotation, cellular component: ciliary base; axoneme. The record is from RefSeq and is a predicted model, not a curated record. NCBI's taxonomy places the organism in Eukaryota, Metazoa, Chordata, Mammalia, Artiodactyla, Suidae. Gene Ontology annotation, molecular function: dynein heavy chain binding.
UUUAGGUUUCAAAAACAAAUUGGGGGGAAAAAGCUCCUCUCAAGGUUGUUUGUUGACGCGUUAUUACUAGUUACUAAACAUGGGGACAAACUACACAUCCAGCAGUAGAAAAGAGAUUAUGUCACCAUUUGCAAUGGUAUUUACAAACUAUACGACAAAUGGAAAAAAGUCUGACUUGUUAAAUGGAAGAAGCAAGAUGCAAAAUUGUGCGCAGACUGUGAUGACAUUUACGUUUGGAAAUACGAAGGAAAGGGGAAGAGAAGGAAAUGCAAUCACAGAUCGUAGCCCGGGCAAAUCGUCGGCCGGGCAAAUCGUCGCCAUUUCUCCAUUAAAGGCAAACUCUUUUUAAAACCUGGGAACUUUAAAUGCCUUCCUCUGGGAAUCUUCCUCAGCCUUCACUGAGGAGUCAAAUGAUUCCAUUUGCGGGUGACAAAAUCCAGGAUCAGCGAAAGUGAUCUGCGCCUUACUCAAACCGUGAGCUGGACGCAGCGAAGGGAUCCAGAACUCAAGUUUCCCCUGCUUCCAAGAGUGCUAAGGCGAUCCCGGUGAGCAGGAGGCUUGACAAGCUAAACGCAGGAGAACUUUCCUCGAAGGUUGAGCAGAAAGAAACUCUCGAGCUGCUGGCCCCGCCCCGCCUCGAAGCCCCGCCCAGGCCAUGAGGAUGUCAAGGACGUUUCCAUGGCGACGGCAAACACUGCCCUGACAGGGGGUCGCUGCUGUGCUGCUACCCUCGCCGCCGCCAUGAUCCCCCCCGCCGACUCUCUGCUCAAGUAUGAUACCCCGGUAUUGGUGAGCCGCAACACGGAGAAACGGAGUCCCAAAGCUCGGCUACUGAAAGUCAGCCCCCAGCAGCCUGGACCCUCAGGUCCUGUCCCACAGCCACCGAAGACCAAGCUCCCCUCAACUUCCUGUGUCCCAGAUCCUACAAAGCAGGCAGAAGAAAUCUUGAAUGCCAUUCUGCCGCCAAGGGAAUGGGUGGAGGACACACAGCUAUGGAUCCAGCAGGUGUCCAGCACCCCCAGCACCAGGAUGGACGUGGUGCACCUGCAGGAGCAGUUGGACCUGAAGCUGCAGCAGCGCCAGGCCCGGGAGACCGGCAUCUGCCCUGUGCGCAGGGAGCUGUACUCCCAGUGUUUCGAUGAGCUGAUCCGUGAGGUCACCAUCAACUGUGCAGAGCGGGGGCUGCUGCUGCUGCGGGUCCGGGACGAGAUCCGCAUGACCAUCGCUGCCUACCAGACCCUGUAUGAGAGCAGUGUGGCGUUUGGCAUGAGGAAGGCGCUGCAGGCAGAACAGGGGAAGUCAGACAUGGAGAGGAAAAUUGCAGAAUUAGAGACAGAAAAGCGAGAUUUGGAGAGGCAAGUGAAUGAGCAGAAGGCAAAAUGCGAGGCCACAGAGAAGCGGGAAAGUGAGAGGAGACAGGUGGAGGAGAAGAAGCACAACGAGGAGAUUCAAUUCCUCAAGAGGACCAAUCAGCAGCUGAAGGCCCAACUGGAAGGCAUCAUUGCACCAAAGAAGUGAUACUUUCCAUAUGGGUCUCAGCAGGCACUACAACCCCAUCAUACCUCUGUAAUAAAAAGCUAGUUUCCUGAAUGAAGAGGCCAUACCCUCCCCUGAUCACCACCUACACCUUUUUUCAGAACUCACACCACCCCCCCAGUGUCGUGAAACACAUAAGGUCUGGCAGCCAGGCUCCUGGCUGGACAGUGGAGGGCAGUGUAGCUCAGGUAGCUUCUGUACGUGGCCAGAUUUUCCAACACCAGCAGGAAGCCUUAGAAGCCACCCGUUUGGCUACAGCCCUCAGGUGGAGCAGCUGCUUUCUCAUGGCCACUCCACACCAUCACUUAUUCUCUGCUCCCAUUUCAGGUCCACAGUUCAUCUUGUCCUUCAACCCGGGCUUCUCUGGCCUCAGCCUUCCCCUUAUUUGGUGUUUCUGCACCACCCCUACUCCAGUGCAGUUCUGGUUCCUCAUCAUGGAGUUCGGGGUUUAUACCGCAUCACGCUAUCCCUGCUUCCCAAGUCCCUGGACCCCUUCCUCCUUAGUUUCCACUGCCUGGGUGAGGAGGUGAUGGCAGGAAGUCAAAACUCAUAGCUUUGGAGAAAGUAAAUGUUUGCCAGAGAGAAAUACAAAUCACGGUGUCCACUGUGAGCUGCCUGGACCUCAGCUGCUCCCCCACCACAGAUCUGUUCAUCUUACUCUGAAGAAAAACACCCCCAACCCCCCAACCCUCUGACCAGCCCAAACCUCACACACAGUUCUAAUUAUUAAUGAGCAGGCCACGGCCUGCAGACAACGGCAUUUAACUAUUCCUUGUAAUAAGUGAAACUCAAAGCUUGGGGACUCAGGACUCUUGUGGUUUCACAGACCCAGAAGACUCAAUUAGCGACAUAAAUCGAUCUGAUUCAGGACAGAGGGGCAAGCUAGCGAGUUCCGGUCAAACCUCACAGGUAGUGUACCUAAGAAGGCACCAACAACCCCUUGGCUAGAAGGCCCCAGUGCCCAGUGUCCCCCUGACACCCAUUCUGGCCAGGGCUUCAAGGCUUACUGGAAGAACUGCAGUCCGACAAGAGCUGUGUCCACUGAGUCCAACACGCCCUGUACACACCAAUCUCAAAUGUGAAGUUAGGGCUUCCACCCUGACCCAGGUGUCCUGAGGAAUUGGUUCUAAGAUUCCACGAAAAUGGAAUGCUCCGUUGUUUCCCGGGGAAAGAACUCCGCCAAGCUGGGCUAGUUCCUGACUCCUCGAACUAGCACAUGUAAUGCGCUCACGUCCUACCUGGUCCACCCGACAGGCUCGGUGAGGGACAACGCAAGUUGUGGUGGCUUUUCCUCCACGUGUGAAAGUCUGGGCUUGUGCACAACGUCCCCGACAUCUUCUCUUUACAGCUCUAUUUCAAAGGGCUUCAGUUCCAAACUGCUCGUUGCCAGUUCAAAAGAAACACCCUGCUCCACACGUCCUAGACCUCAGCCCUGUUUCUGUCAGCAACGAGACAGGGUCAUCCUCCUGAGGGACUCGGGGCUAAUUCAAGUGUCAGGAGUUCAGUGGACCCCAUCCCUGAGAGCCCUGGGGGUCAGGGCCUUACCUAUUUUCACAAGCACUGGUGACUGUUUCAAGUGUCACACCUCAGAACACAUACACCGUGGCCUUAGAAAUGCCCCCUGGGCAUGAAGAAAACACAGUCUCUAAUUGCAUAUUUUUGUAUAAUUUAAUAAACAACUUUUAAAAUGUUA